UUGUUAUCAUUGAUAAUAAAUUUGGAUAUAAAGAUAACUAUAUUUUAUUUUUAUAAUUAGCAUAACGUGCUGACGACCAACAAUCAAUUUAAGUAUAACGAUUUUCUAAAUCCUUUUUAACGUGUUAUGAUUGUGAAUAAUGUAUGUACGAAUUUAACUACGGAAAAAUCAUUAUUAAAGGAUAUUUUAUUUGUUUUGAGCUCACUACUUAAAAUUUACAAAAUAUUAAUGUCAGGGAGAGAAUAUAAUAAAUAUUAUAGAUUGUCAAAUAAGUCACAACAAACAUGUCAAAAUUCACACAGCCCCACAGUUCCUGAACAAUGGAUUAAAUGCCCUCGUAAAUCUUUCACUGCUAUAAAUAAUAAAUUUGUGGCAUUCAAAACACCAUUGGAUAGUAAAUAUGAUGAACAAAUACCUGCCAGAUAUAGAUUCAACACAGAGAUGUUGUUCUCAUCAUUGGUCAAUGAGAAGAUCAAUUUAGGUCUAUGGAUUGAUUUAACAAAUACUUGUCGUUAUUACAAUGGAUUUAUUAUAAAGGGUUAUGUAAAACUCCCAUGUAAGGGUCAUUACAGUCCACCUACUAAAGAACAAACAAAAUUAUUUAUAAAAAUAUGUUCAAAAUUUGUUGCUAAAAAUCCUUUACAAUGUAUUGGUGUUCAUUGUACUCACGGUUUUAAUCGAACUGGAUUCAUGAUAAUAACUUAUUUAAUUGAAGAAUUACAUUUUAAUGUUACUAGUGCCAUAACUCAUUUUGCAGCUGCUAGACCUCCGGGAAUAUACAAACAAGUUUAUAUUGAUGAAUUAUAUCGACGGUACUCAAAAAAUGAAAAACCUAUUUUAGCUCCAAAACCUCCAGAUUGGUGUAAGGUUAAUUAAUAAUUAUUAUUUUUUAUUUUGUACUCAUAUAAAUUAUUCAAAAUUGUCAUUACCUAUAUUUUUUAUAGUUGUAUUAAUUAACGAACUAGCAAAAUUAUUAAUGUCAUUUUAAUUAAAAUAUAUUCAGUAAAAUCCAUUUAAGACACUUUCCAAGAGACCAGGUAAAAAAAAAAAAGUACUAAAAGAGAAAUCCAGAAAAUUGUACAUUAAUCACAUACUUUAUUUUGUAUUAAAAAAAUUAUCAAUUUUGGUUUGUUUUGAA
This is a messenger RNA of Sipha flava (yellow sugarcane aphid), 1138 nucleotides long. RefSeq names its product mRNA-capping enzyme-like. The transcript has 5 exons. Gene Ontology annotation, molecular function: mRNA guanylyltransferase activity; protein tyrosine/serine/threonine phosphatase activity. The record is from RefSeq and is a predicted model, not a curated record. Gene Ontology annotation, biological process: dephosphorylation; 7-methylguanosine mRNA capping. The coding region runs from base 127 to 876 and encodes 249 amino acids. Lineage: Eukaryota; Metazoa; Arthropoda; Insecta; Hemiptera; Aphididae.